AUGGACUACCCUCAAGAUUUUGCUGUGGGACGACCACGAUACUCGGAUGUCUAUCCGUUCAUUGACCCCAAGGCAAGUCUCAAGGGGGCUGCUCAGGAUAAGAUCGUGCUAGUCACGGGUGCUGGUACUGGCAUAGGAAAGGCCAUUGCUGAACAGUUCGCCAUCGCUGGAGCUUCUUCUGUCAUUAUCGCUGGUCGACGAUUAGAACCACUAGAGGAGACGAAGACGUCAAUUGAACUUGUUGCUCCCCAAUGUCGAGUUAUUGUUCGAGGCGGUACCGACGUUGCGGACAAAGCGGCGGUCAAGGGUCUCAUGGAUAGCCUACCAGAAAUUCCCGACAUCCUUGUUCACAGCGCGGCAGUGUCACUAUCCACUGCCGCCAUCGACGAAUCUAAUCCUGAUUGGUGGCUGGGCGACAUCGACAACAAUAUCCGAGGCAUGUACAUGAUUACCACAGCGUAUCUCAGCGCCCUCAAGCAAGCGGGCAAGACAAAGGCCAGAAUCAUCAACGUGGGCUCGAUUGCAUCGUGGCGCUAUGUCUACGGACGGUCAUCCUAUGCCGCCUCCAAAGUCGCAAUGAACAAUUUUACCGAAUACAUUGAUCGAGAGCAGCAAGCCGCGGGCAACGACAUUCGCUGCGUGGUCAUGCACCCCGGAGGCGUCCUCACCGACCUCAUCAAGAACACCGUCCUCCCUGAAGCCAUCAUCGGCCGGAUGACGGACAAGGCAGAGCUAUCCGGGGCCACUGCCGUCUACCUGAGCACGGAUCGAUCCAACUUCCUCAUGGGCCGGUUUGUGCUGGCCACAUGGGACAUGGAAGAGCUGGAGCAGCAAAAGGACAGGAUUCUCAAGGAGGAUCUGCUCAAGACCAGGGUCGUGGGAGUUGAGUGGAGAGACGGCUUUUAG
Trichoderma aggressivum f. europaeum is the source of this 906-nucleotide messenger RNA. RefSeq lists its product as uncharacterized. NCBI's taxonomy places the organism in Eukaryota, Fungi, Ascomycota, Sordariomycetes, Hypocreales, Hypocreaceae. Gene Ontology annotation, molecular function: oxidoreductase activity, acting on the CH-OH group of donors, NAD or NADP as acceptor. Bases 1 to 906 code for a protein of 301 amino acids. The transcript has a single exon. The record is from RefSeq and is a predicted model, not a curated record.